GUGAGGGCAGGGAUGCCUCCAGGCGGAAAUUCUGGCCGGCCCCCAGGGCGGCCACUCUAGCGGGAGCUGCCUCCCCUUCUCGGAGAGCGGCCGGCGGAGAUGAUCAUGGAGGCGGGCACCGUUCCUGAGAGUGGGUUGGAGAAAGCCCUCCUCACAACAGAAGGGGAUGGGGAUUCCAACAGUGGCAUCUACACCUGCUUCAUGAAAUCCCAUCGCUGCUAUGACCUCAUCCCGACAAGCUCUAAACUGGUUGUGUUCGAUACUUCUCUGCAGGUAAAGAAGGCCUUUUUUGCGCUGGUGACCAAUGGUGUUCGAGCUGCUCCCCUCUGGGACAGCAAAACACAAAGCUUUGUGGGAAUGCUCACAAUCACAGACUUCAUCAACAUUCUGCAUCGCUACUAUAAAUCAGCCAUGGUGCAGAUUUAUGAACUGGAGGAGCACAAGAUCGAAACAUGGAGAGAGGUCUACCUGCAAGAUUCCUUCAAGCCAUUGGUCUACAUUUCACCAAGUGCCAGCCUGUACGAUGCCGUGACUUCUUUGAUCCGGAACAAGAUCCAUCGGCUGCCUGUCAUUGAUCCUGACUCAGGGAACACGCUGUACAUCCUGACACACAAACGCAUCCUCAAGUUUCUCAAGCUCUUUAUUGCAGAGUUCCCCAAGCCAGAGUUCAUGUCCAAAACCCUGGAGGAGUUGAAGAUUGGUACCUAUGAAAACAUUGCGAAGGUCCACACCAGCACCCCUAUCUAUGUUGCUCUGGGCAUUUUUGUACAACAUCGAGUCUCAGCAUUGCCCGUGGUGGAUGAUUCAGGUCGGGUUGUGGAUAUUUACUCCAAAUUUGAUGUCAUUAACCUGGCGGCAGAGAAGACCUACAAUAACCUGGAUGUGACCGUGACCAAAGCAUUGCAGCAUCGCUCCCAGUACUUUGAGGGUGUGCUCAAGUGCUAUAAACAUGAAACUUUAGAGACGAUCAUCAACCGGCUGGUGGAGGCUGAGGUUCAUCGGCUGGUGGUGGUGGAUGAAAAUAAUGUGGUGAAGGGCAUUGUGUCGCUCUCAGAUAUUCUUCAGGCCCUGGUCCUGCCUGGAGGUCAGAGCCUUGACUGAAAGAGGGCUGAACCUACGUCGUGGACUUGAAGCAUGCCACAGCUAUCCUUUCUGCGUCACUCUUUUGGCCAACCGGUUGCAGUAUGAAGGCAACAGUGUGGUGCGAUUAUAAGCCAAGCCAACACACACACACCAGACUUUAUUCCCUUGGUUCUUCCCAUCAAACCAAGGUGUGGGUUCUCCCUCCCCCUUCCCCACUUUUGGUUCCAGAGGCUCUCUGAGGCUGGCUGUUAGUUGGCGAUCAGUAUCGAGGUGUGCAGGUUCCAAGUCAUUCUGGCUGUUCCUGGAUGGGGAGGGAAGGUAGGGGCAAGCUUUUUGGUGGAGUGCAAAGUCUCGUCUAUAGGCAUGUGGAAGAGGCCAUAUUUGAAGCCCAAGAUGUGGAGCUCUGGGACUGCUGACCUCCAACACAGCUUAGGAGCAGAAAGUGAGGCACCUGCCUGCUCUCCAGUGGGGGACCUGGGCAUAAUCCUGUGCUUUUCCAUGCCACUCUCUCACAUACCAGCAACAGUGUGUGAGAAAUUGGUACCUUAGGAUCACUCGGAUCUUUCAUUAGGCCAUAUCUUCACAGCCCCCCAGGUGGGGGGAUCUUACCUGUUCUGGCAGCCUUUCCCAAAGUGAUACCCUUCGGAUGAGUUGGACCCCAACUCCCCAAAUUGAGACUGUAGUCUGUUUGGUUUGAUGGCAUCACCCAUAAAUCCAGAUUGUGGAAGUCGCAGUUCAAACCCGUGUGGAGGGCACCAGCUUGGAGAAUGUGCUGGUUGUGGGAGUUGUAGUCCAACCCCAAUCUGGAGGGUAUUAGAUUGAAGAAGAUCACCUUCUCUGGUCCUUAACAGAACAAACAUGAUCCCUCCAGGAAUUUGAAAUCCAUUGGGGGGAGAGUUGCCCUGACGGAAUCACAUUCCACUUGCCAGAGCACCUGACCUCCUCUUGAUCUGUAUGGGGGUGGGGGAGUCUCAGUGGUUCCUUCACUCCUUCCUUGGUCUGAAUUACUGUGGUCCUUCAUACCAUCUCUACCUUGGGGGAUGUGCAAAAGAAUGUUGCUGGGCAGAAUGGCCAUGAAAAAACGCUAUGUAUGAAUAAACAAACAAACUUAACAGUGGGAGGACUGCGAGGUUGGCCUGUGUCCCAGUGAAAAUAAUGCACUUGCCAGUGACUGCUUUGUUCUCACCUUUGGAACAGAAAUAUUGGUGUGUUUGGAAAUCUGCAUCUCGUUCCCCAUUACCAACCCUGGGUCAGAAGUGUUCACCCUCUCCUCCUUCCACAAGCAUCCCACCUCUUUUGCACAUUCCUACCAUACAUUGUACAACAUGUAUUUUUGUAAAGCUGCAUUUCCUAUCUCUGAUGCUCCGUCCAAGCUCUUUCCAUUUGGGGUUGGGAGCUUGGUUUCCAUGCUCCACCUCAAUUGGAAGAGAAAGAGAGAGAACAACUUUUUUUAAAUUAUUUUAAACUCAAACAGGGAACCCCUUCCUCUGUGUGGUAUCAAUUGCUACUUGUUUUGUUAAGAUUCUGUACUUAAUUAAAAGAAGAAGAAAAAGCUGA
Molecule: messenger RNA, 2640 nt
Organism: Pogona vitticeps (central bearded dragon)
Lineage: Eukaryota; Metazoa; Chordata; Lepidosauria; Squamata; Agamidae
Gene: PRKAG1
Product: protein kinase AMP-activated non-catalytic subunit gamma 1
Biological process (GO): regulation of catalytic activity; protein phosphorylation
Cellular component (GO): nucleus; cytoplasm; nucleotide-activated protein kinase complex
Molecular function (GO): protein kinase regulator activity; AMP binding; protein kinase binding
Source: RefSeq, a predicted model, not a curated record